AUGUCGCACAGAGGGAUCGCUCACACAUCGUUCACCAUCCGGGAUAUACUCAACCUGGGCCGCUGCCCCGGGGUCCUGAGGGACAAGCACAAGAGAUCGGGGCCCGGGGCCCCUCCCGGAAAGUGGGACCCACUGCAUGGGGCUGCAGAGAUCGGGCGACCUGCGACUGGCAGUGACCCCUCUGUACUAUGUCACCCUGUAGGGGACUGCCCGGAGCCUGCCCUUGGAGAGCAGCCGGGGACUGAGCAGGGAGCCGGGGGGAAGAAGAGGAGCCGGGCCGCCUUCUCCCAUGCCCAGGUGUAUGAGCUGGAGCGGAGAUUCUCCCUGCAGAGGUACCUGUCCGGGCCGGAGAGAGCGGACCUGGCCGCCGCCCUGAAACUCACAGAGACUCAGAUCAAGAUUUGGUUCCAGAACCGGCGCUACAAGACCAAGAGGAAGCUGCUGGCCAAGCAACAGUCAGCAACAGCACCAGGGACCCCGGCCAGGCAGGUGGCAGUGAGGGUGCUGUUUAAAAGGCUGACGUUUGUCUAUACUGUACUUCCAUGCUUAAAUAUAUUUGAUAUAAAACAGUUUAGUACAUGUGAUCUACGAAAGCAGUAUUAA
This is a messenger RNA of Pseudophryne corroboree (corroboree frog), 603 nucleotides long. RefSeq names its product homeobox protein zampogna-like. Gene Ontology annotation, cellular component: nucleus. The transcript has 3 exons. The coding region runs from base 1 to 603 and encodes 200 amino acids. The record is from RefSeq and is a predicted model, not a curated record. Lineage: Eukaryota; Metazoa; Chordata; Amphibia; Anura; Myobatrachidae. Gene Ontology annotation, molecular function: RNA polymerase II cis-regulatory region sequence-specific DNA binding; DNA-binding transcription factor activity, RNA polymerase II-specific. Gene Ontology annotation, biological process: cell differentiation; regulation of transcription by RNA polymerase II.